Messenger RNA from Prunus persica (peach), 1939 nucleotides. RefSeq names its product hydroxymethylglutaryl-CoA synthase. The record is from RefSeq and is a predicted model, not a curated record. NCBI's taxonomy places the organism in Eukaryota, Viridiplantae, Streptophyta, Magnoliopsida, Rosales, Rosaceae. Gene Ontology annotation, biological process: acetyl-CoA metabolic process. Bases 296 to 1705 code for a protein of 469 amino acids. Gene Ontology annotation, molecular function: hydroxymethylglutaryl-CoA synthase activity. The transcript has 12 exons.
AGAGAGAGAGCGAGAGAGCGAGAGAGCGAGGUCUCUUCCCUAUAUAUACCCAGCGAAGCCUCCCAAACGUAAAGCACCUCCACUCCUCCACACAUCUCUCUCUCCCUCUCUCUGCGAAUUCCUUGGAUUCUGUGCGAGACUCCCAUUUCUCGCUCUCGUUCUCUUCCUAAGCUCAGCUUGACCAACAGCUAGAGACAGCGGAAGGCAUUUCGGGAUCUCCCAGAUAUUUUGGUGAGGGAUUUCAUUUGAAGUGACUCGCGAGGAAGAAGAAGAAGAAGAAGCACCGGAGAAAGAAAUGGCCAAGAACGUUGGAAUUCUCGCCGCCGAUAUCUACUUCCCUCCUACCUGUAUUCAGCAGGAAGCCUUGGAGGCUCACGAUGGUGCAAGCAAAGGAAAGUACACUAUCGGACUUGGACAAGAUUGCAUGGCAUUUUGUUCAGAGGUGGAAGAUGUCAUCUCCAUGAGUUUGACAGUGGUUACCUCCCUUCUUGAGAAAUAUGGGAUUGAUCCAAAACAAAUUGGUCGGCUGGAAGUAGGCAGCGAAACUGUCAUAGACAAAAGCAAAUCUAUUAAGACCUUCCUGAUGACAGUUUUUGAGAAACAUGGAAAUACUGACAUUGAAGGUGUCGACUCAACUAAUGCAUGCUAUGGGGGUACUGCAGCUUUAUUCAACUGUGUGAAUUGGGUGGAGAGUAGCUCGUGGGAUGGACGCUAUGGGCUUGUCGUGUGCACUGACAGUGCGGUCUAUGCAGAAGGACCGGCCCGACCAACUGGUGGAGCAGCUGCUAUUGCUUUGCUGAUUGGACCUGAUGCUCCUAUUGCUUUUGAAAGCAAAAUUAGGGGAAGUCAUAUGGCUCACGUCUAUGAUUUUUACAAACCUGACCUUGCUAGUGAAUAUCCGGUUGUUGAUGGAAAACUUUCUCAAACAUGUUAUCUGAAGGCUCUUGAUUCUUGCUACAAGGAAUUAUGUAAAAAGUAUGAGAAAUUGGAAGGCAAACAAUUUUCUCUGGCUGAUGCUGAGUAUUUCGUAUUUCAUUCUCCUUAUAACAAGCUUGUACAAAAAAGCUUUGCCCGUUUGGUAUUCAAUGACUCCGUGAGGAAUGCCAGCUCCAUUGAUGAGGCCGCUAAAGAAAAGCUGGCCCCAUUUGCGAGCCUCCCUGGUGAUGAGAGCUACCAAAGCCGGGAUCUUGAAAAGGUAUCCCAGCAAGUUGCAAAGCCCCUAUAUGACGCUAAGGUGCAACCAACAACUUUGGUGCCAAAGCAAGUUGGGAACAUGUACACUGCAUCUCUUUAUGCGGCAUUUGUAUCACUCCUCCAUAAUAAGCACAGCUCAUUGGAUGGCAAGCGGGUGAUACUCUUCUCUUAUGGAAGUGGCUCAACUGCUACUAUGUUCUCGUUGCGCCUCAAUGCCGGUCAACAUCCCUUUAGCUUGGAGAACAUUGCAGCAGUGUUGAAUGUUGGAGAAAAGUUGAAGUCAAGACAUGAGUUCCCUCCCGAGAAGUUUGUUGAAGUUAUGAAGAUCAUGGAGCAUAGGUAUGGAGGCAAAGACUUUGUGACAAACCAGGACAUUAGCCUUCUACUUCCAGGCACAUACUAUCUUACUGAAGUUGACUCUAAGUACCGUAGAUUCUACGCCAAGAAGGAAGGAGGCAGUACUGCCGCCGUCACCUCCAAUGAGAAUGGUGUGGUUGCCAACGGUCACUGAUGAACAUAUCCAAGUCUGUAAAUGCCAAGAAGUAGGCAUUUAUGUUAUUAGAUGUCAGUUGUAACUCGUAAAGCAGAACAUCAUACAUCUCCGGCUUCCAUUAAGUUUGUACGUUAAAAGCAAAUAGUUUGUUUCGCAGCAAGUGUUGACAGGUUAAAAUUGUUAUUAUUAUUAUUAUUUUUUCUUUUUGAUAAUAAAUUGUUCAAUAAAAAUUAGUUUCGCGAUUGUUAAAAA